AUUAUCUGAUGCCUUGUAAGUAAUCACCAUUUUCUGCUAUAGAAAAAGCCCAUCCAAGAAAAGCUGAACUAUCUAUCCUACCAUCAAAAAGAAGCAUACUAUCUAUCCUGGUUGGUUAAAAAAGCGAUCCUGAUGAAAAGAGUAGAAACCACAUGUGUAGGUCCUACGCAUCGGUACCUCUAGACCUCUAAAGGAACUGAAGCCAUGAAAAGGAUUUGAUUUUGUCCAGGGAAGUUGGAGGGAGGGAUAGAGAGAGACACACACAGACAGACAGAGAGAGGAAGCAUCAGGCCAAAAAGCAUCUUGGUAUCUUCAUGUCCUCUCUAAGAGCUGUCCGGGAUAUUAUGUUCACAUGCUUAGAUGGCUUAUGUCGAUGACCUGUCAUUGCUUGCUUGUUCAUGCGCGGGUUCCAGCUUUCUUUGGUUAUUUAAGGGGAUUUUGGAUGGAGGAGAGAAGGGUUGGUGGGGGUGAAGAUGCUCGAUAAGCAGCAGAAACGGCGCUUGCAGGAAUGGGAACAAAACUACAUGGCACUGUCUUCACCAGCUUGCUUAAGAACAGCCGUCUUCUAGUGACUACUGAUCCGAACACUCCAGAUACUUGGGACAGACUAAAUAAUAUAUUGCUCAAGGCAGGCACCCAGACUACUUUCAAUUAUAUUCAAGAGUUGUCCAUGGAUAGAUUGCAAAACAACAGAGAAUCCAUCAGGCAUACGAUGCUGAGGCAAGAAGAAAUAUUCAGACAGCAGGUGCAAGAUCUCCAUCAGCUAUACAGAGUUCAGAAGAUGCUUAUGGCUGAGAUGAGAGGUAAAGAGGAGAAGCUCCAAUCUCCCACAAUUGCCUCUUCCAGAGGCUUUGCAGAUACGAGGACCAGAUUUCGCGGCAGUACAUCUAGCUCAGAGACCAGUCAUUCUUCUCAUGUCAAUAGCACACAUCACCUCACUGCACAUCUAAACUCAGAGUACAGUUCUCUACGUCACUACAACACAAGGGCAGGCUCAAGCUCGCGAGAGCUAAGGAUCUGCUCAGAAGACCCUUUAAGAGCGCAGAAGGGCUUCGAUCUUGGACAGCCUGCUGAAAACUGCGCCUUCACAGAAGUUAGACAUACCCAAGAUCAGACCACCAACUUGGCUAAGCAUCUCAAAGAAAAAAUUAAGACAGAAGGCUCGGAUUUGUGGACUGAGGACGAGAGUGAAGUUGGGCUGACACUCAGCAUAGGAUGUGGCACGGAUAAGAAGAGAUCAAAACAUUGGCUUAGCUUGAAUAAUGAAAUAAGCUGCUCUAAAUCAACUCCAAGUGAUACCAGGCCACUGCUUUUGUCGUCUACAACCUCCAGGCCAGAGAGAGAAGAGGAAUGCAGCGACAACUCCACCGGAUUCGACAGAGAAAGCUUGCAGAGGCCCCCCUGGCUUUUCCAAGCUUUCAAUUUGAAUGAGACGUAACUUCGAAACUUGUACCCAUCUUUUGGGCUUAGGCAAUUGCUGUUCGAUGGAGUUUCAGCUUCGGUGUAUCAGCACUCAUUCGAGUGCAGGUGACAGCUCGCAUGCAGGAACAUGCUUCCUGAAAUCUACAGAGUCUUCUCGACACUGCUUCUCAUACUCUUCUGGCUAUUGCUUUCGAGCUUCAAUUCUUUCAUUGGAUCAGUUUUUAUGGGUUUCAAGAUUGAUUUUAGUCAGUGGAAGAACGUAGCUGAUUUGGCAAAAUACUAAACAAACUCCAAGUCUUAAUGCAGUUAGGAGUAAAUUAGCUUCUCUUUCAAAGUUUUUUACAAGGGGUUCUCAUCUUCAGCAGCACAUUAUGAGAAUAAAUUUUACUGAGUCAUGAUGACACAUGGAAAGCCAUGAUCAAUAAUAACAAGGUGAUUUCUGUUGUCUGUAAACACUGACUCGAAACUUCUUUAUACGUAAAUGCAAGCUAACAUCUUUCUUCUGCAUGGAUAUGAUACUUUCUCA
Phoenix dactylifera (date palm) is the source of this 1948-nucleotide messenger RNA. RefSeq lists its product as uncharacterized. The record is from RefSeq and is a predicted model, not a curated record. Lineage: Eukaryota; Viridiplantae; Streptophyta; Magnoliopsida; Arecales; Arecaceae.